Messenger RNA from Hippopotamus amphibius kiboko, 2178 nucleotides. RefSeq names its product neurofilament light chain (gene NEFL). The record is from RefSeq and is a predicted model, not a curated record. Lineage: Eukaryota; Metazoa; Chordata; Mammalia; Artiodactyla; Hippopotamidae. Gene Ontology annotation, biological process: neurofilament bundle assembly. Gene Ontology annotation, molecular function: structural constituent of postsynaptic intermediate filament cytoskeleton. The transcript is spliced from 4 exons. Gene Ontology annotation, cellular component: intermediate filament; cytoplasm; postsynaptic intermediate filament cytoskeleton. Bases 70 to 1734 code for a protein of 554 amino acids.
UCUCCCUCUCUCCCUCUUCUCUCUAGGCCCCCAUCUCCGCCGUGGGACAGAGGGGCACCGACCGCCACCAUGAGUUCCUUCAGCUACGAGCCGUACUACUCCACCUCCUACAAACGGCGCUAUGUUGAGACGCCCCGGGUGCACAUCUCCAGCGUGCGCAGCGGCUACAGCACCGCGCGCUCCGCUUACUCCAGCUACUCAGCUCCCGUCUCCUCCUCGCUGUCCGUGCGCCGCAGCUACUCCUCCAGCUCCGGCUCCUUGAUGCCCAGUCUCGAGAACCUCGACCUGAGCCAGGUAGCCGCCAUCAGCAACGACCUCAAGUCGAUCCGCACCCAGGAGAAGGCGCAGCUGCAGGACCUCAACGACCGCUUCGCUAGCUUCAUCGAGCGCGUGCACGAGCUGGAGCAGCAGAACAAGGUCCUGGAAGCCGAGCUGCUGGUGCUGCGCCAGAAGCACUCCGAGCCAUCCCGCUUCCGGGCGCUGUACGAGCAGGAGAUCCGCGACUUGCGCCUGGCGGCGGAAGACGCCACCAACGAGAAGCAGGCGCUCCAGGGCGAGCGCGAAGGGCUGGAGGAGACUCUGCGCAACCUGCAGGCGCGCUACGAAGAGGAGGUGCUGAGCCGUGAGGACGCCGAGGGCCGGCUGAUGGAAGCGCGCAAAGGGGCCGACGAGGCGGCUCUCGCCCGCGCCGAGCUCGAAAAGCGCAUCGACAGCCUGAUGGACGAAAUCGCCUUUCUGAAGAAAGUGCACGAAGAGGAGAUCGCCGAGCUGCAGGCGCAGAUCCAGUACGCGCAGAUCUCCGUGGAGAUGGAUGUGUCCUCCAAGCCCGACCUCUCCGCCGCGCUCAAGGACAUCCGCGCCCAGUAUGAGAAGCUGGCCGCCAAGAACAUGCAGAACGCUGAAGAGUGGUUCAAGAGCCGCUUCACCGUGCUGACCGAGAGCGCAGCCAAGAACACAGAUGCGGUGCGCGCCGCCAAGGACGAGGUGUCCGAGAGCCGCCGCCUGCUCAAGGCCAAGACCCUGGAGAUCGAAGCAUGCCGGGGCAUGAACGAAGCGCUGGAGAAGCAGCUGCAGGAGCUGGAGGACAAGCAGAACGCCGACAUUAGCGCCAUGCAGGACACAAUCAACAAAUUGGAAAAUGAAUUGAGAACCACGAAGAGUGAAAUGGCGAGAUACCUCAAGGAGUACCAAGACCUUCUCAAUGUCAAGAUGGCUUUGGACAUUGAGAUUGCAGCUUACAGGAAACUCUUGGAAGGUGAGGAGACCCGGCUCAGUUUCACCAGUGUGGGCAGCAUAACCAGCGGCUACUCCCAGACCUCCCAGGUCUUUGGCCGAUCUGCCUACGGAGGUUUACAGACCAGCUCCUACUUGAUGUCCGCCCGCUCCUUCCCGUCUUACUACACCAGCCAUGUCCAGGAGGAGCAGAUCGAGGUGGAGGAGACCAUCGAGGCUGCGAAAGCAGAGGAAGCCAAGGACGAGCUCCGCUCUGAAGGAGAAGCCGAGGAGGAGGAGAAGGAAAAGGAAGAGGCUGAGGCAGAGGCUGAGGCAGAGGCUGAGGCUGAGGAAGAGGAGGGAGCCCCCGAGGAAGAAGCCGCCAAGGAAGAAGCUGAGGAGGCAAAGGAGGAAGAAGAAGGAGGUGAAGGUGGAGAAGCAGGAGAAACCAAAGAAGCUGAGGAGGAAGAGAAAAAAGAUGAAGGUGCUGGGGAGGAGCAAGCCACUAAGAAGAAAGAUUGAACCCCCUUCCCUUAAUUAUUCCAGGAAUAAUUCUCCCGAAAUCAGGUCAACCCCAUCACCAACUCACCAACCAGUUGAGUUGCAGAUACUAUAUGAAUUAAGAAGUCAAUAUACGUAUAAUUCUGAGAUGACUUAGGUUGGACAUUAAAUGUUGUGCUAUGACUUUUCUCCUUCCGCAGAGUAUCUGUUUGCUUGCAGAGUGGCUUCCUGGCUUGCUGCCAGCCUGUGCAUGGUCCACGCUUAUGAGUUCAGGAUCAAUGGCAAUGUGAAUAAUUCAGAUGUUUACAAUUAAAACAAACAAACAAACCCUGAAUAAGUGAAUACACUAAUGUUAAUGUUCAACUUCAUGGAAAAAAAAUAGUCCUUUGAACUUUUGGUGGUUAGAAAUUAAAGACCUUGAAUUAUAUGCAAUAAAUAGUAAAUAAAGUUAAACUGAAUGACAUU